AGAGAAAAAGAGAGAGGUAGAAAUAUUGUUGGGUAUUUUCCCUUUUUUUCCCCAGAUGCACUUUCAAUGGGGAAAAAUGAGGACCGAAGUCUGCAGCAACAAAGAGAGCAGGGUCUUGAAUCAGGGAACAAUGAAGGGCACUUAUGUGGGAGAUGUUGGCGGGUAUUGUCGAGCCUUUCUAAUGAGUUCAGUUUCAGAUGUGUUUUUGUCUUGUUCCUCAGCUUGUCGGUUUUGUUGCCUGGGAUCUUCUGGAUCCUUCCUAUACGAUCAGUGAAUUCUGGGUUCGAUGCUAAGCAAGCUAUUAAGCUUAGUACUCCGAUUCAUGCAUGUUUUACCCUUCAGAAACCAGUUUCGGAGCUUGUUCAGCAUAUUGAACAGUUAGAGUAUGAUAUCUAUGAAGAAAUCUGUGUUCCGCAAACCAAGAUAGCUAUCCUAUCCAUUCACCAUUCGGGUGUUAACUCUACUAAAGUGGUAUUUGGUGUUUUAUCUGAUCCCGUAAAGAGUCCGAUAAGUCCAGUACACCUUAGUGUGCUGAAAUCGUCGUUGGUUGAGCUGUUCCUUCGACAAUCCAAUCUGACUUUGACGACAUCAAUUUUUGGGCAUCCUUCUGAUUUUGAGAUCUUGAAGUUUCCCGGGGACAUCACUGUAAUCCCUGUACAAUCUGCUUCCAUCUUUCAGAUAACCCAGUUUCUGUUUAAUUUUACUUUGUAUAACUCGAUAUCUGAAAUAGAUGACAAAUGCGUUGAGUUGAAGGAUCAGCUUAAGUAUGGACUACGCCUGAGGUCUUAUGAGAAUUUGUUUGUGCAAUUAACAAACCAAAAUGGCUCCACUACGUCGUCACCAGUCAUAGUUCAGGCUUCAGUGAUUUCUGAUAAUUAUGGUAACCUUCUGCCUCAGAGAUUAAAGCAGUUGGCUCAAAUCAUUACUAACUCUCCUGCAAGGAAUCUUGGUCUCAAUAACUCGGUCUUCGGUAAAGUUAAAAGCAUUAGUUUAUCAUCUUGUUUGAAGGGUACACUUCACGGUACCCCUCCUACUCCUUCACCGGUUUUGGCUCCAGGGCCAUCGAUUUCACCGCGUUCCAAGGCUGUACCACCUCAGGUGCCAGCAUUGUCACCCAAUAUUCAUCAUUUUCCACCCUGUCCUAAUUGCAAUGCUGUUUCUCCAUCUGCUCAUAGUCCCCUGCAUUCACUGGAUCCUAGAACCGUCCCGUCUCUUCCCCCUUCAAUUUCACCUGCAUCCUCUAGUGUAGUGACUCCUGCCCCGCCCCCUUGUCCGUAUUCUCGUCCUGCAAGCCCUCCAUUAAGAUCUCAUUCCAACGUAAUUCCUAAGCACCCACCAGUAAUUAGUAGUCCCCAGUCACAGUUUCCCCCAAGUCUACCACCAUUAGCUUCAGUGUCUUAUGGAUCCCGUCCCGGCCAAGGUAUGGAGCGUACAAAAGGACCAGUUUCUGCACCAGUAGCUAAGCCUCCAUCUGCGCAAUCUCCGUCAUCCAUAGCAGUACGUGUUUUCCCCGAGGGAUUCUGUUUACUAGGAGUUUCGGGAUUCUUAAUCUUCCAUCUCCUUUUAUGAUCGAAUAGAUCCAUCGUGCCAUACCACCCCGAGUUCCAAAAAGACUGCCAGGUGAUGUUCAUUUCCAAUUUUGAUAUGGCAAGGACAGUAGAACCACCUGUGAAUAACACACCAAAAAGCGUCCGAGUUUUUCAUUUUCCUUCAGUCUAUGCAAUCAAUAUAUACAUAUUCGAACAAGAUAGAAAGAUGAACUGCUGGUCAAAGCCAGAAAGUUGGCAGGCCAUUCAUCUUGCUUCGGAUACGAUGUCAUCACGCAAGAGAAACGUGGGAUGUUUUUCCCCAAGGGAAUAACUCCUAGAGAUGGUUUGACUACUUAAGAAGCCGGCAUACCGUCUCCGAUAUCGAUUUAAGUGUAAAGAUUAUGAAGUUUCAUUUUGAGCAACUACAAUGUAGGCGAAAUGUAAAAGACUAGUGUUUUAUAAUAACGAGGGAUAGAUAAGAGAGAGAGUAUAUACUUGUAUUGAAUUGAGCAUGUUGAUUUGAUUCUUGUAAUGAAUGGAAUUCUUAAAUGGGAGGAUCAAAUUACAAGUCGAUGAACCUAGAAUGUAUGGUUCAGGUCAAUGCUGGCCUUAGCUUAAUAUUUCCAGACAGGUCCAUGCAGCCAGGACACAGGUGUAAAUGAA
Molecule: messenger RNA, 2192 nt
Organism: Hibiscus syriacus
Lineage: Eukaryota; Viridiplantae; Streptophyta; Magnoliopsida; Malvales; Malvaceae
Product: arp2/3 complex-activating protein rickA-like
Exons: 6
Coding region: 67-1569 (500 amino acids)
Source: RefSeq, a predicted model, not a curated record